AUGUUAAUCAGUAAAUGCUUUCAGAGAAACCUGCUCCUAAUAUCAUAACGCGCUUUCAGGGUCGUCGUUAUAUAGACUAAAAUCAAUAACAUCUAUAUAUGAAAACUCGGCGAUGGUGGCAGCAGCAUUGCGCUCUGUUAGGAGAAUUUAGUCAACUCGUGGCACUGUAGAUAAAAAGCUCUGUUUGGUAAAUGUCAUGUUCGAAUAUUUUUCAAAUAGUUACAAAUAUCUUUUUAAUGAAAUUUUCUUAUAAUAGUGGUGUCGUGUAGUUGUAACAGUUUGCAAAACGUGAAAAAGGCCGGAAAAUAGAUUUACAUAUUUAAUAAUAUUACUCAUAAAAUAAUAAAAGGAACAGAAAGGAUUCAUUACAUAAAAGAUGCAACUAAAAUCUUGAGAAUCAGAAAUAUGAAAUAAAUAUUUAAAAAAUUAAUUGUGCUGUGUGUUAUGUAGUACAGAUUAAUUUUUUUUCUGAACAUGGAAAAGCUUCAAUAUAUAAUACAUACAAAUAAUAUAAUUCCUCUAACAGUGUACAAUAUUGAUAAUUCAUCGAAAGUGGCCCAAGUUACAUGUUAAAAUUAAUAGUGUUCUAACUGUGAAAAAUUCUAGUUUUUUAAGGAAGUAUUCAAUUAUAUUUUGAGUUUAACAUUUCUUCUCUGUUGAGCAGUAAAACGAAGAAAUGGGUGAAGAUGUUAUUGCGAGAAUAUUUUACAUACUUAUUCAUACUGAUAUGGCAGCACGUCUGGCAAACCCGUGACGCAUAUUUACCAAUUACACGCUUCGAUGCUAUUUCUAAUCAUUGAAUUUUAUUUCAUAAGAAAGAAAAAUUAAGUUUACCAUCGAUUCGUUUGAUUUAAGAAACUGAUCUUAAUCUUGUUAUUUUAUAAUACCCGUUGACAUGAUUUUUUCCUGUGCACGUGACUAUCCCGUUGAAAAUAUCGCAUUACUCUUGAAAUUCAGUUAACUCUUAAACGUUUCAAUCACCCUGAAGAAUCAUGGCUAAAAAGACAGAAGAUAUGAAAGAGUGGAAUAUUGCUAGAACGGGAAUUUCUCUUCUUUUGAAUAAUAAAGUUGAAGAGGCUGAAGCCCUAUUUACUGGACACCCUCAUAGCUUUCACGUAAAAGCAGGUCGCUGCUUUGUCCUGUUUAUGAAUGCAUUAAUGACAUUUGAGAAUGAUAAACUUCAGCAGGCCAUGAUAUUGUUGAAAGAUAUGGAGAGAGAAUGUGCGAGUGAUAUAGGAUGGUUAAAAUCCAUGAAGAGCAGGGUCUUUAGAACGGAAGAAACUAACAAAGAUUAUAUCAACAAAUUGGAAAGACAAAUAGUUUUAGCAGACUCCCAGGUCUGUGCGGCAAUAUUAACAUUACUACAACAAGAACUCACUGGUUACGUACGUGGUGGUUGGAUGUUACGUAAAGCUUGGCAAGUUUAUCAACACGCGUACACACAAAUUUUACAACUUUAUCAGCGUACCUUUGGUACCAGUCCAUCGGGAUUCAAUACGAGGUGCAGUACUCCGUGCAAUGGCUCCUCUUAUUCCCUUCAAAGUCUACAAAGUCCAGGUUCCUCGGAAUGGUCUAUACCUUCUUGCAAUGGUUCAGCAAACCAUCCAACACCAGUCUCGUCCCCCUCAGGUCUGCGAAGCUCUCUAUCAAUGUUCUUCUCGCUCACUGGCAUCACGUCCGAACAACAGACACCUUUUGUUGAACCUAGCGAGGUCACCAGAUUGAUGUCAGCAGUUAGCUUUGGAUAUGGGAUUUAUCAGUUGUGUGUCAGUUUAUUGCCACCCUCGCUUAUAAAAGUAAUUCACUUUUUGGGCUUCGAAGGUGAUAGAGAAGCAGGACUCACUGCUUUAAUGUAUGCACGAUUGAGUGAGGAUAUGCGUGCUCCACUUGCCACCUUAUCUUUACUUUGGUACCACACAAUCGCCCGCCCUUUUUUCGCCCUUGAUGGAAGCAAUCUUCGAGCUGGUGUGAAUGCUGCAAAGCAGUUAAUUACAGAAUGUCAAUCAGAGUUCAAUAAUUCCGCGCUGUUCCUCUUUUUCGCUGGUCGGAUACAGAGACUCGAGUCAAAUGUAAAUGAUGCUCUUCAAGCGUAUGCAAAGGCUGUUGAAAUUUCCAGUCAGAGGGAAAUAAAGCUGUUAUGCUUGCACGAAGUAGCUUGGUGUUACCUAAUUCGAUUGAGUUACGAAGAAGCUUACCGAUCUUUAACGCAAUUACGCCAGCAAUCUAGGUGGUCAGUAAGCUUUUACGCUUACUUAGCAACUGUUUGUUGCGGAGCGAUUGGUAAAUUCGACAUUGUGGCGGCAUCUUAUCGAAAGAUACUUAAUUCGAAUAAUCGAAUGAAUAAGGAGACGCAACUUGGUUUGUUCGUUACGCGUCGAACGCCUAAGCUUUUGAAUCAAGAAACUGGACAACCUUACGCAGUUUUGUACUACAGAUUGCUUGUGUACGAGUUACUUUAUUUGUGGAACGCGAUGCCGUCCUGUUCUGCAGAGUCGUUACGAGGAAUUGUUCUAGGUUCUUCAAGAGAUAAAACCUGUGAUUAUGAGGAAGAUCCGAUGAGCGUUCGAAACACGUAUUGCUGCGCAAAUGGAGGAAUCUGUCCAGCUGCUGUAUUAAAUUCCUCUCGCCAAUCUCCUUGGUACUGUAAACUCAUCAAACCAUUUGUAUUUUGUGUGAUCACAUCGUUGUUGGCUAUGUCAGUGUCUCAUCUCUGUGACAAAUACUCAGCUAGUACAACUUUUAAAAUAAUUAGAUCUGACUUGGUGAAUCUGAGGGCACAUUUAAAUACUCUUUCGAUGGAAGUAAAGAAUGUAAUGGAAACCCGAAAUGAUUUAAAGAAUAAAUUGAAGGAAGUUGGAUAUAUCAUUCCGAAAAUGUCUGAAGCCAUUCUCUAUUUAAGAAAUGAAGUAUCUGAGGGAAUGAAGGCUAUGUCUCCAGACACUGUUAGAGAUUUGGUGAGGAGUGAAUUGCAAACUUACGAUGCUGAUAAAACUGGAAGAACUGAUUAUGCACUUGGAAGUUCAGGUGGCACAAUUCUUUCAACAAGAAAUACAGAAACAUAUUCAGCUGGUGCACCAGUACUGAAACUCUUUGGAAUACCUAUUUGUCAACAACAGAACACACCUCAGGCUGUCAUUCAGACUGGUGUUCUUCCGGGUGAAUGCUGGGCAUUUAAAGGUAGCAGUGGCAGUGUUGUUAUACAAUUACUUGGUUUAGUAUAUGUUUCUGGAGUCAGUAUGGAACAUAUUCCACAGUCAAUAUCUCCAACAGGAGAAACGACUACAGCUCCAAAAGAUUUUUCUAUACUGGGUUUAAAAUGUGUGGAUGACACAAAUCCUUUCCUUUUUGGCGAAUUUACAUACGAUAACACUGGCCCCCCUGUACAAUACUUUGAAGUUCAAAAUCGAUCAGAUAAACCAUAUGAGAUAAUUGAACUUAAAGUUCACUCGAAUAGUGGUAAUAAUGAAUACACCUGUAUCUAUAGAAUACGGGUCCAUGGUACCUUAAGUAAAAAGAACAGAUAAUUUCUUUUUAAUUAAUUAUUUAAUAAUUACGAAUUAAAAGUAGAAAUCCUGGAAUGGCUUCUGCAAACGAACGAACUGGCUAAACGAGAAUUAUAAUUCUAAGAUCACUGUUGACAUAGCAUAAUUAAUAAUAUAAUACCGAUUUGAAUAAGACUUUUAUAUAUAGCUAUUAUGUAUACUUUAUUACGUAGCAAAUAAAGACAGGUAUC
Molecule: messenger RNA, 3733 nt
Organism: Osmia lignaria (orchard mason bee)
Lineage: Eukaryota; Metazoa; Arthropoda; Insecta; Hymenoptera; Megachilidae
Product: tetratricopeptide repeat protein 39C
Biological process (GO): cilium assembly
Molecular function (GO): protein binding
Source: RefSeq, a predicted model, not a curated record